AUGGGAAAUGAAGAUGCAGAAAGAGAGGGGGAGGAAUGCUGCGCAGUGUGCAUUCGCACCAGCAGUGAGUUCUCCAGAACACCAGCACUAGCCGCUGCCAUUAACUGUGAAUUUGGCCAUUCCAACAGGGGUGAUGUGGUGCCCCUUUGUCCUUUUAGUUUGCACUUCCCUGGUGAGCUUCGGGUCCAGGAGCAUGCCGAACCUGAGACACUCUUUCCUAUGGCCCUGGAGUGCUGUGGAGAGACUGGGCUUCCUGUCAUGAGCAGUAGGGUCAAGUCCAUGAAAGGAAAGGUCACCCUCCCUGGACCCAGCUCGCCAAAAGGAAGAGCAAACGGAAUCCCAAUGCUUAGGCCUCUGAUCCGGAGCUGGGGUAGACUCCCCACCCCAGUGGCUGCACACUCUGUGAGAAGAACCAGUAAUGGAGCGAACUGCAGGCUCAAACUGGCCAACAAAGUCGCUGUGGUUACAGGGUCCACAAAUGGAAUUGGCUUCUCCAUUGCUCAACGUCUGGCCCAGGAGGGGGCCCACGUGGUCAUCAGCAGCCGGAAGCAGCAGAAUGUGGAUAGUGCAGUGGCCAUGCUGAAGAAGGAGGGGCUGCGGGUGUCAGGCACUGUGUGUCAUGUUGGGAAAGCAGAAGAUCGGGAGCGGCUGGUGGCCACGGCCCUGGAACACUGUGGAGGUGUGGACUUCCUGGUGUGUGUCGCAGGAGUUAAUCCCUUAGUGGGAGGUACCCUUAAGAGCAGUGAACAGAUCUGGGACAAGAUCCUGGGUGUGAAUGUGAAGGCCCCAGCCCUACUGCUGAGCCAGCUGAUGCCCUAUAUGGAAAACAGGGGACAAGGUUCGGUGAUCCUGGUGUCCUCAAUGGCAGCCUAUAUACCAUAUCCUAGGCUCGGGGUCUACAAUGUCAGUAAAACGGCCCUGCUGGGACUAACCAAGACUCUGGCGGUGGAGCUAGCACCAAAGAACAUCCGUGUGAACUGCAUAGUACCAGGCUACAUCAAUACAAACUUCAGCCAAGUGGUGAGGACCAAGGGCGGGGUGUCACUGUUUCAGCCUCUUCUCCUCUCUCCAUACAGAGUGGGUCAGCCUGAGGACUGUGCAGGGCUAGUGUCCUUCCUGUGCUCCCCGGAGGCCAGCUAUAUCACUGGUGAGAACAUCGCUGUAGCUGGCUGGUCCCCCCACCUCUGA
Messenger RNA from Onychomys torridus (southern grasshopper mouse), 1188 nucleotides. Its product is annotated as dehydrogenase/reductase SDR family member 2, mitochondrial-like. NCBI's taxonomy places the organism in Eukaryota, Metazoa, Chordata, Mammalia, Rodentia, Cricetidae. Gene Ontology annotation, molecular function: carbonyl reductase (NADPH) activity. The record is from RefSeq and is a predicted model, not a curated record. The transcript is spliced from 11 exons. Bases 1 to 1188 code for a protein of 395 amino acids.